ACAUACAGACACGAUCCAAGACCGAGGCGCUAUACGCAGUGUGUGCUGGUAAAGAAGUACCGUUCGACUUCCCUUCGUCCCUCGAGGAUACUAAUGUAGUCGAUAAGAGGUACAACCAAGGCCAUCUGAUCGUUAUCGGAGAUCCGGAUAGGAUUCCAUGACCGACUAGAGUGUCUAUACCGGAUAAACAAUCCCUUGACCGGCCGUCCUCGAGGGUCUGUCCACAUGGGUCGACUUUCUGCCCGCUUUCCCCUCCCUUGAUUCGACUAUGACCAGAGGUUUGAGCUUCUCGAUGCGUUGCGCAAGUGCUGUGUCAUCCGGUUAUCCUCUCCCCCAGUGCUAAGCACCAUACUUGACGGACACGACAUCACUACUUACAGUCCGGCAUGUCGACAGCUUCGGAGGGACAUGAGCGUGCGUGCUCCUCCGAAGCAGAAAAGAACUCCACUACAGCGACAUCAGUCCCACAACUCCCUGAAGACGUCUUCUUGCUGAUACUCUCCAACCUAGCUGCAUGGGAUGUUGUAAAUUGCCAGCGGGUUUGCAGGUCAUGGCGCAUUGCGUUCUCAAAGGGCGAAUACAUCCGAGUCGUCUUGCAGAGCUAUCCGCGAGCCAGAGAAAUCCGGUCACUUCCUGAUGGGGCACUAAACUUCCAUUCUGCGCCUAAAUUGUCCUUAGACUGGCAGGAAAUCCUCCUCCUGAUUGCGACCAGAUACCACAACCUAUCCAAAGGCAUUGUCAGAACCCUGGUCAGGUAUCCUAUGGCACCACUCGAACAACUUGGCGACUGGUACAGUGUUGGCCAGUGGGAAUACCAUGAAAGUCAACCUGGAGGGCGCUUGUAUUAUGAGACAGCUGCGAUCCAUUUGAACAAGCUCGGUUCCAAGCCAUACCUCUUCAGACCGACAAUGUGGUCGUAUGACGAUGGCCUCCUCGUAUAUGCUCCUGCUCAAUGCUCGGCCGAAAAUUACUUUCCGGAGACGCUCGCUCUUUUGGAUCUGGCUUCUGGCAAGUCGUAUCCGAUACCAUUCAACAAUCGAGGCAAGAUCAUUCGGAACCUCCGGCUCAAAGACCGGACAUUGAUCAUCGAAUGGGCGGAGAAGGAUCCUUUUCACAAUCUCAAUGCCAUGGAACAAGUCAAUAGACAUUUCGCCAAUUGCUUUGAUAUCCGCCGCACCGAAAAUGAGAUGUCAUGGGAAAUAACCUGGCGCUCAGAAUGGAAAAUGCAUUUCCUCGGCCUGCCACCCAACUACCACGAUCGUUUCUUCUCGACACACACCUCGACUCACUAUGCCGUGUAUUUCUGGCAACCAAAUCGGAGCAUGUACACUGGUGACGAGGAAUUGCCGAUCGAGUCAUUGUCUGUGUGGGACAUCUCGGUUCCAUCAUCUUACCAGCCUUCCACAGACCCUUCCGGCAAAUCCCGCCCACCUGGGGAAGGACCAUAUAUCGUCUCGAGGUUCUCCUUCACGGACAUGGACUUCGUGGGUAUACGGCAGCAUGCCAGUGUGGCCUUGAUGUCUCUCCAUCUUGACUCGGGAACCAUGUCGCUUACCGUCCGUGAAAACGUCAACGUGGCAGGGCAAGGAUAUUUCGACCCAGCAGAGCGCUUGUGGUGCGCGAAAACGACGACUUUCCCCUUUGUCGGCGAAGGUCCGAGGCUAUACAGAGAAUGGGACGGUAAUCUCCCACCAUAUCGAGGACAUUGUAGCAUGGAGAGCGCAGAGGUCGAGGAGAGCGAACGCUGGUUUCUGCCGAUUAUGGAUGUCGUGGACAGGGCCGCCGAUGUGAGGUUGAGUCUGAUCGAGACGUGCUUUUCUGGCCAGAGCGUGGAGAACAAGCUGGCCGUGAGACUGAAGACACGCGGCGUUGAUUAUGAGGACAAUGAGGUUGACUGGGUGACGUUGGAGGACAGUUUGACUGCAGAAGUGAGCGCAAUGGGACGGAUUGCAGGUGACGAAAGAUGGCUCAUUGGGCAGAAUGAGCGUAUGGAAAUUGUUGUUUUGCAUUUUUGAAGCACGGCGUAAUGUUGCUCUGUGUCGUGGAUUUAUCAUUGUCCUCGAAGCCGCAGCCGCGGCUACCAAAGGACUCGUUAGCGCUUGAAAUGGCAGAGAUUAGGUGCCACCCAACAGGCGUAGGCACCCAUCUAUUCACA
Exophiala xenobiotica is the source of this 2155-nucleotide messenger RNA. RefSeq lists its product as uncharacterized. The transcript has 2 exons. The coding region runs from base 387 to 2015 and encodes 542 amino acids. The record is from RefSeq and is a predicted model, not a curated record. Lineage: Eukaryota; Fungi; Ascomycota; Eurotiomycetes; Chaetothyriales; Herpotrichiellaceae. Gene Ontology annotation, molecular function: protein binding.